This is a messenger RNA of Acipenser ruthenus (sterlet), 1345 nucleotides long. Its product is annotated as forkhead box protein N2. The record is from RefSeq and is a predicted model, not a curated record. Gene Ontology annotation, cellular component: nucleus. Lineage: Eukaryota; Metazoa; Chordata; Actinopteri; Acipenseriformes; Acipenseridae. Gene Ontology annotation, biological process: regulation of DNA-templated transcription. The coding region runs from base 240 to 1301 and encodes 353 amino acids. The transcript has 6 exons. Gene Ontology annotation, molecular function: cis-regulatory region sequence-specific DNA binding; DNA-binding transcription factor activity.
UUUCCACGGCGACGAGGAAAGAGGCGGAAAGAUAAUUCCUUUUGUAAAUUUCCCCUCUCUAGUCUAACUUGCGAUUCGGCACCCUAGCCUUGUCAUUUCCCACGUCACGAAAGAUGAGACGGAAAACAAACGAGCUCCUAUUGGAAGUGACUCUGCAGCAGCAGCAGCAGCAGUUGUUGAUGAAGCAGAGUUCACCCCCCUAGACUCUGAGAGAGAGGAGACUGCCCCUCGCAAGAGAGAUGGAUCCUGAAGCUGCCAGCCCAGAGCCGCCACUCCCCCCUCCCUCCCCUCUCCCCCAGCACAGGGGGGCGCCAGCGAGCAGCCGGGAUGAUGAAGAGCUGACCAGCCUGAACUGGCUUCACGAGAACACCAACCUUCUCCAAGAGCUGAGGCUGGGGGGAGACGGGGAGCAGCCUCCCUCGCUCACCACCCUGCUCCGAGGCGCGCUCACGGACUGCCAGGGCUCCCCCAGGAUCCAGCUCCCUCCCGGGGCUGGUGAGCCCAGGUCAGACCCCUCUUCCGCCUCCUCCUGCUCCAAGCCCCCUUACUCUUUCAGCAGCCUGAUCUUCAUGGCCAUCGAUGGCUCACCCGGCCAGUGCCUCCCAGUGAAGGAUAUCUACGACUGGAUCCUGCUCACCUUUCCCUAUUUCCAGAAAGCGCCGGUGGGCUGGAAAAACUCAGUGAGGCACAACCUGUCUCUGAGCAAGUGCUUCAGGAAGAUGAGGAAGGACAAGAGCAAGAAUAUGGGAAAGGGCUCGCUGUGGAGUGUGGACCCGGAAUACAGACCUGCCCUCCUGGAAGCUGUCCGGAAAACCAACAGCUGCAUCGGCACGCUCCAGAUAAGGACGGACUUCAGUCCCAGUGUUGCAGCUCUCUACACAGAGGAGCCCGGAGAUUAUCCAGGCUCCGACCCCCAAACCCCAUCCCUAGUCGCCGUCUCCCCCGACGCCCCCUGCCUCUGGGGGUCAAACCCUUUGACCUCCGACCCCAGCGAGGACCACAACUACAGCAUCUACAAGAUGGCUGCCUGCCUGGCGGCCGGGGGCGUGUUCCAGGUGGAUGUGGGCGUGGCCGGAGCCGAGAGGGAGGGGCUGGAGGAGCUGGUGGCGAUUGAGUACUGUGAGACCGAGGAGGAAGGGGAGGGCUGUGUCAAGGACCCCCUGGCAGACAGCGGGUACAUCGAGUAUUUCGUGUUCGAGGCGGAGGGCGGCGCCAGCGUGGACCUGCGGGUUCUGCAGCCGGAUCUGGACCUGCAGGAAGCGGCCGGGUCUCUCCUCAACCUGGCCGGCCUCAAUUAUUAGCAUUAAAGGCAGCGCUGUUCUGUGCGUUUUGUUUUUUUCUAAUA